GCAGGUAGGCAGUGGCGGGGCUGCCCGCCGCCAUGGCGCUGUUCCCACGCUGAGCCGCGCGUCCCGCCAUGGCCGGAGCCAUAGCCUCCCGCAUGAGCUUCAGCUCCCUGAAGAGGAAGCAGCCCAAGACCUUCACCGUCCGCAUCGCCACUAUGGACGCCGAGAUGGAGUUCAGCUGCGAGGUGAAGUGGAAAGGGAAGGACCUGUUUGAUCUUGUGUGCAGGACCCUGGGACUCAGAGAAACCUGGUUCUUUGGGCUUCAGUAUACUAUCAAGGAUACAGUGGCUUGGCUCAAAAUGGACAAGAAGGUUCUGGAUCAUGAUGUUCCAACAGAGGAACCUGUCACCUUCCACUUCCUGGCCAAAUUUUAUCCUGAGAAUGCAGAGGAGGAACUGGUCCAGGAAAUCACCCAGCACUUGUUCUUCCUGCAGGUGAAGAAGCAGAUUUUGGAUGAGAAGAUCUACUGUCCUCCUGAAGCUUCUGUCCUGCUGGCCUCUUACGCUGUCCAAGCCAAGUAUGGUGACUACGAUCCAAAUGUCCACAAACGAGGCUUCUUGGCACAAGAGGAGCUGCUCCCAAAACGGGUGAUAAACCUGUACCAGAUGACUCCAGAGAUGUGGGAGGAAAGGAUAACAGCCUGGUAUGCAGAACACAGGGGCAGAGCAAGAGAUGAAGCUGAAAUGGAGUAUCUGAAGAUAGCUCAGGACCUGGAGAUGUACGGAGUCAACUAUUUUGCAAUCAGGAAUAAAAAAGGCACUGAACUGCUCCUUGGGAGUUGAUGCCUUGGGUCUUCACAUUAUGACCCAGACAACAGGUUAACCCCUAAAAUCUCCUUCCCAUGGAACGAGAUCCGGAAUAUCUCCUACAGUGAUAAAGAGUUUACAAUUAAGCCAUUGGACAAAAAGAUUGAUGUUUUUAAAUUCAAUUCGUCAAAGCUGCGUGUGAAUAAGCUGAUCCUUCAGCUGUGUAUUGGAAACCACGACCUCUUCAUGAGGAGGAGGAAGGCAGACUCCUUGGAGGUCCAGCAGAUGAAGGCACAAGCCAGGGAAGAGAAAGCCAGGAAGCAGAUGGAACGGCAGCGCCUGGCCCGAGAGAAGCAAAUGAGAGAAGAGGCUGAGAGGACAAGAGAUGAACUGGAGAGAAGAUUGAUGCAGUUAAAGGAAGAAGCAACAAUGGCCAAUGAGGCUCUGAUGAGGUCUGAAGAGACAGCAGACCUGCUGGCUGAGAAGGCUCAGAUCACAGAGGAGGAGGCCAAGCUCCUGGCACAGAAAGCAGCUGAGGCUGAGCAGGAGAUGCAGAGAAUCAAAGCCACGGCCAUCCGGACAGAGGAGGAGAAGAGACUGAUGGAACAGAAGGUGCUGGAGGCAGAGAUGUUGGCACUGAAAAUGGCAGAGGAGUCGGAGAGGAGGGCAAAGGAGGCUGAUCAGCUGAAACAAGACCUUCAGGAGGCUCGUGAGUCUGAGAGGAGAGCAAAGCAGAAGCUUCUGGAGAUCACCAAGUCAUCCUACACACAGUCCAUGAACUCGAGCACAACAGCACUGCCCACUGACCUGCCAAGCUUCAACCUCAUCAGUGAGAGCCUGUCCUUUGACUUCAAAGACACAGACAUGAAGAGGCUUUCCAUGGAAAUUGAGAAGGAGAAGGUAGAGUACAUGGAGAAGAGCAAACACCUGCAGGAGCAGCUGAACGAGCUGAAGACAGAAAUUGAAGCACUGAAGCUGAAGGAGAGAGAGACAGCUCUGGAUAUAUUGCACAACGAGAACACCAGCAGAGGCAACAGCAAGCACAACACUAUUAAAAAGCUCACUCUCCAGAGCACCAAGUCCCGCGUGGCAUUCUUCGAGGAGCUCUAGGAAGUGACCACAGCGCUCUACCCACCGGCCCCGAGUUCCCCUGGGACCACCGUGUCCCAAAAGGAGCUGGGGGGUCCAGGCAUGGCCCCCCACCCCCCUGGCCGCUGCCAGCCUCCCCACAGCGACAGCGUCCAGCCCAGCUGCCCAUGGACUCUGUGAUGUUCUACACCUCAGAGACCCUUCGUCCUCCUCCCUUCUUUAUUUUUCCCGUGGUUUCUUCUUUUUUUUUUUCUUUUCCUCGGGUAGUUUUGACCCCUCCCCCGGUGGUGUGUGUGUGUGUGUGUGUGUGUGUGUGUGUGUGUGUGUGUGUGUCCCCAGGCUGACAGCACCCUGAAGGGAUCCCCAGCAGGGAUGCCAUCCCUCCGGCGCUGCCCGGAGCUCCAUUAGAACUCAGAGCAUGUUCCAGUGGAGUGCUGUAAAUCAGGAGCCGUCUCGCCGGCUCUCCCAGCGCCUGCAGGACCUCAGCUUCUGGGGAUUCGAGCUGCUGCGGCUGCCCUGGGGAGGAGAGACACGGGGAGGGGAGGGGGGGAGAUGGGGAGGAAGGUCUCCUCCUUUCUGGCAGGGAUAAGGAGCAGAGCAGCUGCUGCCAACCAAAUGCAAUUGCCCUGCAAACUGUGAGAAACACAAGCAGCUCGAAGCUGGGGGGGCUUUUGCAGGGUGCCUAGGGUCCCACACCCCCUCAGGAAGCAUAGGGACACCCCCCAGCUUUUCCCAUUCCCCUUGGGGAUGGUGCCUUCCUGAGGCUGCCUGCUCCUGCCUGUCCUUCCACCCAUGCUUUUCCUGACAGCUCUGACUCCCCCCCCAGCAACAGCCAUGGGGGCAACGGGGAUAUCUUGACCUUUCCCUCCUGCCUUCAUCCCAAAUCCUGCCCUGAGCUCGGGGGAAACUUCCCAUCACCCCGGAACGCUGCCUCGGGCUUCCACUUGGGACCCCCACUUCCUCCCUCCCCAACCUUAGUUGACCCCCAGCCCCACUGGAGUGAGCUGGAGGCUCAGCCCUGGGGCUCAGCAUGUCCUGAACCCUUUUUAUUUAAUCCCACUCUGCCCCGGUGGGUGCCCCGUGAGCAGCUGGGGGCUGGGGCUGGCACAGCCCCUUCCCCUGCACCGCCAGACUGGGGAGAAAAAUCCCUUAUCUCCUUGGUUUUAAUAAAAAUUCAGCCCACUCAAA
Messenger RNA from Calypte anna (Anna's hummingbird), 3020 nucleotides. RefSeq names its product neurofibromin 2 (gene NF2). The record is from RefSeq and is a predicted model, not a curated record. Gene Ontology annotation, molecular function: actin binding; cell adhesion molecule binding. Gene Ontology annotation, cellular component: plasma membrane; cytoskeleton; filopodium. Gene Ontology annotation, biological process: positive regulation of early endosome to late endosome transport; regulation of organelle assembly; positive regulation of protein localization to early endosome. NCBI's taxonomy places the organism in Eukaryota, Metazoa, Chordata, Aves, Apodiformes, Trochilidae.